Molecule: messenger RNA, 549 nt
Organism: Candidula unifasciata
Lineage: Eukaryota; Metazoa; Mollusca; Gastropoda; Stylommatophora; Geomitridae
Source: the annotation of a GenBank genome assembly
AUGUCGGGUGACGCCGAAAAAGCUCGAGCGAACGUGAUGUGUGACCUCAGAAUCAGCAAACUGUGUGUGAACGUGUGUGUGGGGGAGUCUGGUGACAGACUGACCAGAGCUGCUAAAGUCAUCGAGCAGCUGACAGGACAGACACCGGUCUUUUCAAAAAAAAAAAAUGCCCGCUACACUGUCAGGUCCUUUGGAAUCCGUCGUAACGAGAAGAUUGCUGUUCACUGUACUGUCCGAGGUGCCAAGGCUGAGGAGAUUCUGGAGAAGGGUUUGAAGGUGCGAGAGUAUGAGCUGAAGAAGAACAACUUCUCUGCCACUGGCAACUUUGGCUUCGGGAUCCAGGAGCACAUUGACCUGGGCAUCAAGUACGACCCCAGCAUUGGCAUCUACGGCAUGGACUUCUACGUUGUUCUAGGCAGGCCAGGAUUCAACAUCAGUCAGCGCAGGCGCAGACAGAGUUCGAUUGGAGCCAAACACAGAAUCUCGAAAGAGGAAUCCAUCAAGUGGUUUCAGCAAAAGUAUGACGGCAUCAUCCUACCUGGUAAAUAA